Molecule: messenger RNA, 420 nt
Organism: Geosmithia morbida
Lineage: Eukaryota; Fungi; Ascomycota; Sordariomycetes; Hypocreales; Bionectriaceae
Exons: 3
Coding region: 1-420 (139 amino acids)
Source: RefSeq, a predicted model, not a curated record
AUGAUAGUGCUUGAUCAGUACGGGAGUAACGAUAACUCCUCGUCUGCAGCCCCGAUCACCGGCCACGUAAUACAAUCGCUUCAUGCCGUGAUGCCCAUCCUUCUCGAUACCAUCGUCAUCGUCAUGAUGGCACACGUCCCGUGGCCUGUCCGGGGUCUCGUCACCAUUACCUUGUUUGGCAGUAUGGCCACCCAGCCUCUGCUGGACCUCCACCCUUGCAAGGUCGCAUACAUCAUACCACGGCCCAUGGCUUCGGUCCUGAGCGUGGCCGGUCCGUCCGCCAUGACCCAUAACCUCCGUGCUCGGAUGGAAUCAGACGUUGCGGCCCUGAGAAGCUGCCACAGGUGCGGCUUGUUGCGCGCAGGUCCAGUCUCCUGGGUCGGUCGGGUCUGCUCAGCGACCCCUUCUACCGGGGGAUGA